Durusdinium trenchii is the source of this 1974-nucleotide messenger RNA. The record is from the annotation of a GenBank genome assembly. NCBI's taxonomy places the organism in Eukaryota, Dinophyceae, Suessiales, Symbiodiniaceae.
AUGUCGUCCUCAACGUCGAUUGCACCCAUGGGCACCGGGGGCAGUGAAGGCAGCACUGAGGCCGUUUGGCCUGCGCCACCGGAGGAGGUGCUGGCGGCAACUCCUUCAGACACAGAAAGUGGACAGCGUGCUGAUGUUCCAGCAGAUCGGGGUGAAAGAAGACCCAAUCCUCUCUUGCUUCGGCUCACGAUGGAGGACGGCAAAGAGAAACAGGUCCCCGUCGAGUCUCACGGAAACCAGAGUCCUUGGACUAUGGAACCUUUGCUUCACGACAUGGAGGAUCUUCGCGAGAGCGGUUUUGUGCAGGUUACUCCAGAAGGGCUAGGAUACUCAAUCAUCGUUUCGCAGAACCCCGUUGAGUCUGCUCAGAAGAAGUCUUGGGUGUCCUUGAUCCUUAAUGGAAAGCCUUUGAAAGUUGCUGCUGUCACGAUUUGCUGUUUUGUCGGCAAGCUGACAUUGGAGUACUUAGCAGACGAGUUCCUGCGAAUAGCAGGCGAGUUCCUGCGAGAACCAAAUAAAUUUCUUGACAAAUUAUUCCCAAAUACUUGGGGGUCUUCCACCUGCAAAUGGCUCUUUUGCGCAAUCUUUUCUUCGAUGAGGGACUGGUUGAACGUCUCCUGGAGCUCAGAUCAAGCUCUGGGCUCCAUCAUAUCCUGGAGCGCAGAUGCAACGCUGUUUAGAUCAGGUCGCCUCAUCAUCUUGAUAUUGCAUGCAUUGGGUUUGUUUGGGAUAGGACCCAUCGUUUGGGCUUGGGGCCGCCGCCCGGACGAGAAACCCUUGCAUUCGAUCGCUCAAGCUUUGGACAAGACAAGCCAGAGCAAAGAAAGAGAAUGGAAAGAGAAGCUCCUUAGGACAGAUAAGGAACUGAAGGAUUGCAAGGAGAAGCUCAAGAAUCGGGAGGAUGAGCUGAAAGUCCUGCAAGAGAACGAGAAUCGAGCACAGAAGAUGAACGAAGAAUUGAACGAACGAAAGCAGCAGCUUGAAAAAGAACUUGCAGCUCGCAAAGAAGAUAUCAUCAAUCAAACGUAUGCUCUCAUGGAACUGGAGGACAAGCUUUUCAAACAAGACACUGAAGCCCGUGCAGCAGAUCGCAAUCAUAAGAAAUUGAAAAAAGACUUUGACGCAACCGCGACGGACCUUAAGCACAAGCGCAGAAGCUUGUUGGAAGUCGACAAGGAACGUGAACGUUUGAGUGGUGCUCUGACUGAAGAGGAAGGGAACAGAGAGAAGCUCCAAAGAGAGCUGAACAAAGCAAAGGAUCAGAAAAGAAAGAUGGACAGGACUAUCAGUGACUUGAAAAAGCAAAAGGAGGACCUUGAAGAGGAGCUGGAUGAGAAAGACAAAGAGCUACAUCGCAAAAGUGAACGGCUAGACAGCAAGCAACAGGAAUGCGAGGCACGAACAGAGGAAGCAGCACAGUUAAGACAACAAAAAGAAUCUGCAGAGGAGGCUGCGCAGGAGCUGAAAGAUAAGAAAAGUCAGGUUGAAAAACAGAGAGAUUUGUUGGAGAUUAAAUAUGCAAGGCUUGAGGAGAAAGAGAUGAAUGCCAGAUCUGAACUCAAAGAUUUUGAGAAAAGAAUUGAGCGCGUCGAACAGAGAUUGGCCCAAGAGAAGAACACCCUCAAAGAGAAAGAAAAAACGCUUACUUCUGAAAAGCAGUCCUUGGAGCAAAGGGUGCAGGAAUUGGAACCCAAAGCACAGAAGGAUGCGCUUGAGAAGGUUCUUCAACGGCAGAAUGAUGAGUUAGAAAAGGUUCGAACUGCCUUGCACCAUGAGCAAAGCACGGCUGAAGAGCACAAACGGAAAAUCGGAGAGCUCAAGGGUGCGCUUGAGGCUGAACGUCUCAAGAGCCAGCGCUACAUGCAACAAAGAAAUAUAGCUUGUGGGCAGGGCAGUACCAGCAGGACAACAGAUCCGGAGACACGGCGAUGGCCUUUGAAAACUCUUCGAGCAUGCCGCAUGUGGACUGGUUAA